Danaus chrysippus (African queen) is the source of this 465-nucleotide messenger RNA. NCBI's taxonomy places the organism in Eukaryota, Metazoa, Arthropoda, Insecta, Lepidoptera, Nymphalidae. The record is from the annotation of a GenBank genome assembly.
AUGCAGCCUUGCAGAUUUUGUACACUAGAGCUUCGUCGCCGUGAGCUUCCCGCUCACGAGCGAUACUGUGGCGCGCGCACGGAGCUGUGUAAGUGUGGCGAAUGGGUCAUGAUAAAAUACAGGCAGUUGCAAGUCGACUCCAACCAACGGAUAUCACGGACUUUUCAGCUCGCAUACGGUCAUUCGCUGAAAACUUACAACCUGUUCCCAUUUCACACCAUAACAAGCAAAAAGUCUUUGUUUACAAAUAUCUGUAAACAUGAGGUCAUAGAACGAAAGGCACAAUCUUUUAAAAUUCGUAUUAAAGGGAAGGAAUCCAUAGUCUCCAUAGACAGACUUAAACCCGCCUACAUACUGACUAACAACUCUCACCAACCAGACAGUCCUAGUCAAGAACAUCCACCUCCAGUCAGAACAACACGUUCUGGCCGGAGAGUACAAUUCCCCGACUUUUAUCGUCACUAG